AUGAAAUUUGGAGAGGCGCUUCCCCAGCGUUCCGUACCGGAAUGGCUCCCUUAUAACCUUGAUUAUAGCGAAAUCAAGCAACUAAUAAAACGAUACACCACCGGAAAACCCCUUGUACAGGUACCGGAGCUGAAAACGGGGUUUGAAGAUGAGUUCUUUGAGAUUUUCAUGGACCAGUUGGGAAGGAUCGAUCUAUUUGUUAAAAGCAAAGCUGGUGAAAUCGAUCGCCGUAUAGUUCGCUGCAAUAAACAAGUUGCACCACUUCGUAGACGGGACCCAACAGACGGAUUUACGUCUCGAAAAGCGAGUCGUUACGCAAAAGUUGAGCAAGAGGUUGAACGUGUGAGCUACGAAAUCCAAAGUUUAUCCCGCUUCGUGAAUGUACAGCAUACCGGCUUCAUCAAGCUUUUAAAGAAAUAUAAGAAAUGGACUGGUUCAUCACACCUCACGACUCGUUUUCUCCCCAUCCUGGAGUCGCCCACUUCCUUUCACAAGAUUGAUUUUGAAAAAAACGUGUUGGAUCUCUCGGAUCUAUUGAUUGUUGUACGGAGUGGAUUCGAUUCUUUCAAACUCGCGGCCCUGACUGGGCAGUAUAAUCGUUCCCCCAAAGAGACCACAUUUAAAGACAGCCAAUCUUGUGACAACGGCAACUCUCACACAAUAACAUCUGAAAGCCAAGCUUAUAUUGAUACUGUCUUGGCCAUGUCAGCUUCGAGUGGUGGUAACGGCGGAAAGGCGACAUUCUGGGUUCACUACGACCAUCUUAUCGAGGUUCAAGUGCUUCUAAUGAAAUAUUUGACACUGCAGACAACAUCGCCGUCUUCUAGCAUCCCAUCAACGCCGCUGGCACACAGAGACUCGUGGCUUGGGCCUGUCGGGAAGGACGAUGAGGUUGGUGUGGUAGUUUUGGAUGAUUUGGAUAGCUUUUCUGAUGUACAAAGCACCGCCACUAUCGCCGAAGUCAACAAGGCUGGGCUGCGAACUGCAGGACAGAUUAGAUGGUGUUCCAGAGAUUCGGAAGCUGUUGUCGUAGUUUCAGAUGCUUCCUCUACAAUACUAAAUGGCAAUGAUGCCCAUUCUGGAGAGACACUAGAAGUCAAAAUGAAACGAAAGCACGUCCAAGGGUUACUUGAAAUGGUGUCGCCCGGGUCCGAUUCAUAUUUUGAGUUGGCGGACGCCGGAGAGGCGCCCAAAUUGAAAGAAAUCAAGGGGUGGUUUGCCAGACACAAAAAUGUUGCGCCUUUAGUCAAAAUUUUGACGAAGCGUACAAGAUUUGCAGACACUCCGGACGGUAGUCCAGUCUGGGCUCUCCUUGACUGGGAUAUCAGAAUGUUCAAAAUCACAAAGGGCAUGCAGUGGAUGAACGAUCCAGGAGUAGAUGAUCUAGGAAGGGGCUUAAGAAACGGGACUACAAUGAAAUUUCCGCAUGCAGUGCUUGAAGUGCAGUGGGAAGGGGAGGAGAUGCCAGGGCUUGUGAGGGAACUUGAGACCAGCCAUAUGGUUGAAAACGUGAGAGGAUUCUCACUCGACGUGCAUGCAGUUGCAGAGCUCUAUCGACCAAAGAAAAUGACUGCACCAUUUUGGGUAUCGGCAUUGCAGAAAGAUAUUCGAAAAACACCAAUACACACACCGCGACACAGUCGGCGGAGUUCAGCACAUUUAAUAUUUGCCCCAAAUUCAAAAGCAGCAUCAGUCGGGGGAUCAACAGCGGCUCAUGAUUUUACUGAUGGGUUUGAUUCUUCAGCGACAGCGUAUGAGAGUGGCUCGGGCACUGGUUACCGGAACGGAAGGAAAUACAACAGGACCAAAAGUGGACUAUCUGAAAUCGAAAGCAUCGGUGGUGAGCGCUACUGGAGCGAGUUUAAUGAUGCUACGGACAACGAAGAGGAGCCUUAUACAAUAAUCGUCAGUCGCAAAGCAUCCUCCGAUGAUGGGUUUGAUGAUGAUGACACACUUGGGGAGUUUAUCAAAAAAGGCUUUGUUUCUACAGGAAUCAAAAUACAAAGGUUCUUUAUCCGGAGCCCCGAGACGAGAGCAGAACGCCGGCCUCUCCUACGUAAACCAAGCAUGACAAGCUCUCUGUCUUCAGGCGAGGUUGAUGUGGAAACGGGAAUGUUAUUAAGUACUCGCUCUGCACACCGGCGCCGCGCUGCAUCUUCGCGGAACAGGUUUAGUGAUGUUUUUAACGAAACGAUUGAGGGUUGGGGUAUUGUAUCAAGCGAUGGUCAUUCAUUAGAUAAGCCUAAGGAAAGGCAAAGGGCUCGGUGCUCGACCGGAAGAUUCGUCAGCGUGUUGGGAGUCACGGCGAAAAGGGAUAGCAUAUAUCGAUUUAUUGUAAUAAUUACAUAUCCACACACGCAUGUAUAUACGAGCUCUAUGAAGCUGCCUGCAUUGGUAGAACCUGUAUGA
Molecule: messenger RNA, 2409 nt
Organism: Morchella importuna
Lineage: Eukaryota; Fungi; Ascomycota; Pezizomycetes; Pezizales; Morchellaceae
Exons: 10
Coding region: 1-2409 (802 amino acids)
Biological process (GO): vacuolar transport; polyphosphate metabolic process; microautophagy
Cellular component (GO): vacuolar transporter chaperone complex; fungal-type vacuole membrane
Source: RefSeq, a predicted model, not a curated record